Molecule: messenger RNA, 291 nt
Organism: Ramularia collo-cygni
Lineage: Eukaryota; Fungi; Ascomycota; Dothideomycetes; Mycosphaerellales; Mycosphaerellaceae
Exons: 3
Coding region: 1-291 (96 amino acids)
Source: RefSeq, a predicted model, not a curated record
AUGACAUACAGCGUGCUCGGUGAAGAUCCGGGUGAGUUACCCGAGGGACUUCAUUACGAAUUCCAUUUCAGGCGGAAGCUUCUGGAGCCGUCGGAGGAUAUGAUUAAGACUAUACUAGAUGGUGGAGAGACUGUUCAUGCAAAGGUGUUCGAUGAGGCCGGCUAUGAGUACAGCUGGGAUAUGGGUCAAGAAUGGGAAGCGAAGCCUUGUCGCAAUCCUGCCCCUCGCCAGCGCAUACGAUACGAUGAUGGCCACAUAUACUGGGUCAUGGCAGACUUGGAAGAGGCCUGA